AUGGGGAGGGGAAAGAUUGUGAUCCGCAGGAUCGACAACUCCACGAGCCGGCAGGUGACCUUCUCCAAGCGCCGGAACGGGAUCUUCAAGAAAGCCAAGGAGCUCGCCAUCCUCUGCGAUGCGGAGGUCGGCCUCAUGAUCUUCUCCAGCACUGGCCGCCUCUACGAGUACUCUAGCACCAGCAUGAAAUCAGUUAUAGAUCGCUACGGCAAGGCCAAGGAAGAGCAGCAAGUCGUCGCAAAUCCCAACUCAGAGCUUAAGUUUUGGCAAAGGGAGGCAGCAAGCUUGAGACAACAACUGCACAACUUGCAAGAAAAUUAUCGGCAGUUGAUGGGAGAGGAUCUUUCUGGGCUGAAUGUUAAAGAACUGCAGUCCCUAGAGAAUCAGUUGGAAACAAGCCUGCGUGGUGUCCGUGCAAAGAAGGACCAUCUCUUGAUAGAUGAGAUUCACGAAUUGAAUCGAAAGGCAAGUUUAUUUCACCAAGAAAACACAGACUUGUACAAUAAGAUCAACCUGGUUCGCCAAGAAAAUGCUGAGUUACAUAAAAAGACUGGAAUUGAGCCGUGGAAUUCAGAGGAUGAUUGCUUUCUAGUUGCAUUUGAUGUUUGA
Messenger RNA from Miscanthus lutarioriparius, 609 nucleotides. The record is from the annotation of a GenBank genome assembly. Lineage: Eukaryota; Viridiplantae; Streptophyta; Magnoliopsida; Poales; Poaceae.